This is a messenger RNA of Chroicocephalus ridibundus (black-headed gull), 2969 nucleotides long. RefSeq names its product PDZ and LIM domain 3 (gene PDLIM3). The record is from RefSeq and is a predicted model, not a curated record. Bases 145 to 1236 code for a protein of 363 amino acids. Lineage: Eukaryota; Metazoa; Chordata; Aves; Charadriiformes; Laridae. Gene Ontology annotation, biological process: muscle structure development; actin cytoskeleton organization; heart development. The transcript is spliced from 8 exons. Gene Ontology annotation, cellular component: adherens junction; Z disc; stress fiber. Gene Ontology annotation, molecular function: muscle alpha-actinin binding; actin binding.
UGGGGGACGAGUACAACUUCCCAAGAGGGACACGAGCUGGGCUGCCCUGGCCGGCAGGUGCUCCGCUGCCAGCACCCUGCCGCCCGGCUCCUCACCCAGACCUCAGGGGAAAGAAGAGCAGUAACCAAGAAAAACCCCUCCAGGAUGCCACAAAACGUUAUUCUCCAAGGACCGGCGCCCUGGGGAUUCAGGCUCUCGGGAGGAAUAGAUUUUAACCAACCCUUAAUCAUAACCAGGAUCACACCUGGAAGCAAGGCUUCAGCUGCCAACCUGUGCCCCGGUGAUGUGAUUGUAGCUAUUGAUGGUCUAAGCACAGAGAACAUGACACAUAAUGAUGCCCAGGAGAGAAUUAAAGCAGCUGCACACCAGCUUUCUUUGAAAAUAGAGAGGGCAGGAACAAAAUUAUGGUCCCCACAAGUUUCAGAAGAUGGCAAAGCACAUCCCUUCAAGAUAAAUUUGGAAGCUGAACCACAGGAUGUGAACUACUUUGAACACAAGCAUAAUAUUCGGCCCAAACCUUUCAUAGUCUCAGGCCGAAGCAGUGGAUGCAGCACUCCUUCGGGGAUAGACUGUGGCAGCGGCCGCAGUACCCCCUCUUCCAUUAGCACGGUCAGCUCCAUCUGCCCCACCGAGCUGAAAGCCGUGUCUAAGAUGGCCCCGAACAUUCCCUUGGAGAUGGAGCUUCCCGGUGUCAAGAUCGUGCACGCUCAGUUUAACACCCCCAUGCAGUUGUACUCAGAUGACAAUAUCAUGGAAACACUGCAAGGCCAAGUUUCUACAGCUCUGGGGGAAACACCCGUAAUAAGUGACCCCUCUCCCAACUCGGUGCCUCAGUCCGACGUCUACAGGAUGCUGCACACCAACCAGGAGGAGCCCAGCCAACCUCGCCAGUCUGGUUCCUUUAAGGUGCUCCAGAAUUUAGUCUCCGAGGAAGAUGGACGCCCCGCGGGUACAAGAAGUGUGAAAGCGCCUGUGACAAAGAUACCUAGUGCUGUGCCUGGCGUCCAAAAAGUGCCACUGUGCGACAAGUGUGGGAAUGGGAUUCUAGGAACAGUGGUGAAGGCACGUGACAAAUACCGGCACCCAGAAUGUUUCGUGUGCUCUGACUGCAACCUCAACCUGAAACAAAAAGGCUACUUCUUUGUGGAGGGCCAGCUAUACUGUGAAGCUCACGCCCGAGCUCGCAUGAGGCCACCGGAGGGAUAUGAAGCAGUUACUGUUUACCCAAAAUGCUAGUCUUACCUUAAGACACAAAUCCAUGCAUGCACACAAAAAGCCAUUAAGCAGCGUAGAACUGCAGUACAAGCAUCAGGACUUCUGCCUGGUUCCAAAAUAGCAGCUUUUAAACCUUUUCUUGUGGGGUUCUGAGGAAGGUGGAAGUCCCUAUUCACCAGUAGUAGCAUAUUACACCAGUAAAAUUCUGCUAAUAUAUUAUCUUUGAAGUUGCCAAUAUAACUCAAUGAAGUAUAAACUAAAACAGCUGUACUGGAAUAAAAAAAAAGAGUGAAACAGCUGAGGUAUUAUAUGAUUACUACAGCAUAUACGUAAGUGCUGUAAUCAAGACAUUAUUUUUAACAUAAAUUAAGUAUCACCAAAGCCAUCAAAGUGUUACAGGCUGGGCCCUAACAAAGGUAGAAACUUGACAGAUCGUUAGAAAAGCAGCUAUUUUACAUGGAUAGCACAAAACAAGCUGUUGUUCAUGUCUGCUUCCAUCAUCUAUUAUUCAACUACCAUUACUGUAUGCCAAAAAUAGAUUUUGCUUACUUUGCUUUGAAUUUGGGGUUAUAUUGACUGAAUUUUCUGAUGCAGCAACUGUGAUAAGAAAAAUAUCAACCCGUACGAUAAAUAUACAACGGUAUAAUAAAGACGAUUUAGUAAGAAGUACAAUAGAAGUUCUACAUUGUUUUAAUGAUUUGCAAUGAAAUGAGCUUUCACAUCACUCAGCAGGAAAUUGUGCUAAGGCACGCACACACACACAUUCUCUCUUGGAAAUAAACCAACUCACUGCAAACUGAGAACGGAAGUAAAUUUAAAAACCUUUCUGCAGAAAAUGGCACUGGGUUGUUUGGCAAUUCACAUAAUAGAAAUAAUGGGAAAAUAUCACCCUAAUAUCUUUAUUGCUGGUAAAUUAAAACUUGGACAACUAUAAAGAAUAAACGGUAAUAAAAAUAUGCAAAGGAAAGAUUUUUAUUAAAAGCCUGGUGAAGUCCUAAGGAAAAAAAAGGCUGAAAAAAUACAGUUUUUAAAUCAAUUUCUGAAAUGUUUUAAAGGCUACAUUGCUUUCAGGUAGGUGGCAGCUACAUAGACACACCUGACUUACAAACCCAACCUUAGCAUUUUCAAAAAAAUCUCAACACAUUCAUACAUGAUUUAUUAGGGUACUUUAAACCCACUUUAAAGGAGAAAAAUCUACAAAAUUUUAUACCAAGUCUACAAGACUAGUAGAAAUUAACAACUUGGUGGCAAUCAAUCUUAUAUACUUUUCCCAUUCUACAAUAUAAGAUGGUUAAAAUGGAAGAAGACUAUGAAAUCAAAAUAAGAAGCUAUACAUUUAGAUUUAUUUAAAAAAUUCAGAUGAGUCCCAAAGCUUUAAAUACAAUGUGCACAUAUUCAAAGACUUUUCAAAAUGUCUUAAAGUAUUAUUUCAGAAUUUAAAUAUUUUAAAAAUGUGCGUGUCAUUGCAUUUAUAAUUUAUGGCUGCAUAUCAAAAGCAGACAUAAAAAAAAGCGUUGCACCCUUUUAAAGGUUAAUUCCUGAAUAUUUUUGGGCACAAACCAUAAUUCUGCUCCUCGUGUAUCAUGGAGGCUAUGUGUAGCAUUUAUAUUUUUCCACUGAUAAAGCCCAUAAAAUAAACCUGAAAAUCCUUUUUGAAGUGAGAGUGCACAUAAUGUCUAUUUAAAAUAUUUGCUUAAUGUUCAUUUCUUUGUGGAAUAACUGAAGGUAAAAAUAAAUCUACUACAUUAGAUAAA